Molecule: messenger RNA, 1070 nt
Organism: Phymastichus coffea
Lineage: Eukaryota; Metazoa; Arthropoda; Insecta; Hymenoptera; Eulophidae
Product: protein THEM6-like
Exons: 3
Coding region: 169-783 (204 amino acids)
Source: RefSeq, a predicted model, not a curated record
CGAGUUGAGCGUCGCACCGGUCUGCUGGGAAGUUGCCGGCCAGUCUUUUGGCUGGUCACGCAGGAAGCUGAGGCUCGCAUAUGUUAUAUUCCUUUAUCGUUCAGUUACAAGCCGUAAGUUCGCGUCAUCUUUGAUUUGCCAAAUAAGAGUGCGGCGAACCGAUCCAAAAUGAUCAGCUACUUUUGGCUUGCGUCCAUCACAAUUUUGUAUAUCCUGCUCGAUGUUAACUACUUUCUGAGGAUCGCCUUUACCAUCGGAUAUGGCAGGCUGUUCCAGAAGAAGAAGAAAAUUUUUGAAAAGACUACUAUCUACGAUGUUUGCUUAAGUAUGGAUGUGGACAUUUUCCUAAAGCAUAUGAACAAUGCUAGAUACUUACGUGAAUUAGAUUUUGCACGGUUCCAUUAUUAUGACCGAUCUGGCAUCUACGCUGAGAUUGCUAAGAAAGGUGGUGGUGCAGUUCAAGGUGCAUCGUCUACUCGAUAUCGUCGUGCUAUCCCUAUCUUCACUCCUUAUAAAGUAACCACUCAGCUCAUCUAUUGGGAUGACAGAAAUUUUUACCUUGAGCACGAGUUCAUUAGCCUUUCCGACAAUUUUGUAAGAGCUGUUGUACUAAGUAAACAAAGUGUCACUGGGCUCAAAGUGCCAGUACCUGAAAUUAUUGAGAUAGUCGAACCCGGUGCACGCAGGCCAGAACUCACUAAAGAAUUAAGACUCUGGUUGGAAUCUAUGGAAGAAUCAUCACAAAAGUACAAAAAAAUGGCUGGUGAAUUCAAGAGGAAAUAGAAUAAAACAAGAUCUGAUCAUUUUUAUUUCUUACCAAUUUGUAUUCACAAAAUGAAGACUUUUUGGAAGGGGUAUUUUAUUUAAAAUGUAAAAUAUAAGCCAUUGGGGUUUCUGUUAUAGGUUGUCUAUAUUUAACUUUGUGAUUAAACUACGAGUUUUUUUUUUAUUUUUUACGUUUACUUAAUAGUGUGUUUUUACUAUUAUUUGAAUUACUGUUGUUUGAUAAGUAGUUUUAUCGCUUCUUGAAUUAGUUGCGGUAAAGAUAAGUUUUCUAAUAUAAUACUUGA